GACCACAGCGACCCGAACACAAAGAAAAACACAUUUUGUUUUUUGUGCAUAAAGUCCGGGAUUCGUUUUCCUCCACCGCGUCCUCUCCGGUCCGGAGAGCCAGCAGCGUGCAGCCUGCGUCGCUAGUGUGUGUGUGUGUGUCUGCAGGAGGUGUCUGUGUGUGUGUGUUUUUUACCGGUAUCAUUUUUUUUCUUCCUGCAACAUGUUUUGAGCGCAAAGAGGUCUGAAACGCGGCUGCUGUCGUCGGGUGGAGACGGGUGGGGGGGGUGUUCUUCAUUGCGCAUAGGAGCGGCGGAUCGUCUCUGCUGGACCCGGCUCCGCGGCGCUCCACGGAGGGAGCCGGAGAAGAAGCUCUUCUGUGGGAGGCGGCGGCGGGAGGAGGAGGAGGUGUUUUUUUCUUUCUCGGAGAAUCAAAUCUGGAAAUACACGGCGGUUGAAAAAAUGACGAUGUCCGUCCCGGAGAGGAAAUCAGGAUCGGAGGGAAAGGAGGAGGAGAGCGAGGAUGAGAGCGAGAUCGUGGAGGAGAGCCCGUGCGGCCGCUGGCAGAAACGGAAAGAGCAGGUGAGCCAAGGUAAUGUCCCAGGUGUGGAGAGUGCCUCCCUGGCCAUGGACACGGAGGAGGGCGUGGAGGUGGUGUGGAACGAGGUCCUCUUCUCUGACAAGAAGGUCUUCAAAGCACAAGAGGAGACAAUCAAGGAGAUGUUUGAGAACCUGAUGCAGGUCGAACACCCCAACAUUGUCAAGUUUCACAAGUACUGGCUGGACAUGAAGGAGAGCCAAGCGAGGGUCAUAUUCAUCACAGAGUACAUGUCGUCGGGCAGCCUAAAGCAGUUUCUCAAGAAAACCAAGAAGAACCACAAGACGAUGAACGUAAAGGCCUGGAAGAGAUGGUGCACCCAGAUUCUCUCGGCCCUCAGUUAUCUGCACUCCUGCGAGCCUCCAAUAAUCCACGCCAACCUGACCUGCGACACCAUCUUCAUUCAGCACAACGGCCUCAUCAAGAUCGGCUCAGUGUGGCACCGGCUAUUUGUUAAUGUGUUCCCGGAUGCCAGCGUUCACAGUAAAGCGAGGCAGCACCGGGACGAGCAGAGGAAUCUUCAUUUCUUUGCUCCGGAAUACGGAUCCGGCGAAGACGAUUAUGCCACCGACAUCUUCUCCUUCGGCAUCUGUGCUCUAGAGAUGGCGGUACUGGAGAUCCAGGCCAACGGAGAUAUUGCUGUGUCCAAGGAGGCCAUCGUCAAUGCCGGUCAAUCUCUUGAAGACCCCCUCAUGAGAGAGUUCACCCAGUCCUGUCUGCGCCACGAAGCCAAGCUCCGCCCCACGGCUCACGACCUGCUGUUCCACCGCGUCCUGUUCGAGGUCCACUCCCUCAAACUGCUCGCCGCCCACUGCCUCAUCAACAACCAGUAUUUGCUCCCGGAAAACUGUGUGGAGGAGAAGACCAAGUCCUUCGACCCCAACGCCGUCAUGGCGGAGAUUAAGCACGACGACCGAGAGGGAGCGCAGCUCAAAUAUUCCCACGUGUCCCCUCUGGAGCUGGACAAGUUUCUGGAGGAUGUGAAGAACGGGAUCUACCCCUUGAUGAACUUUGCCUCCUCCCGGCUUCACCCCGUCCCCCGAGCCCUGUCCUUGUCCCAGGAGCAGGUGGAGACGGUCAAGACGCCGACGCCUGAACCCCAGGAGACAGAAUCGAGGAAGGUUGUCCAGAUUCACUGUAAUUUGGAGUCAAAUGAAGAAGGGACCAAAACGCACCUCUCUUUGUUUCUGAAGAUGGACGACAAACUUCAUAGGCAGCUUAGCUGUGACAUUCUUCCAACCGACUCCUCCAAAGACCUCGCCAGUGAGCUCGUUCACUACGCCUUCAUUAAUGAGGAGGACAGCGAGAAGGUGGCAGGGUUCCUUGAGGACGCCAUCUGCCGUCACCGGGUCCGAGGGCUGGCUUCCGGGACCACUCAGUGAGGAGGAGGAGGAGGAGGAGGAAGGGGGAGGGUGGUGGUGAUGGUGGGGGGGGUGGUCACAGCAGCGGCUGGCCCAGACAGAGACGCCCCGGGCUUUGACGGCCCGCACUUAGUGGGGGAGCUGAAGAAUGGAGGCACAAAUACGGAAAGGACGGCGAACCCGGAAAUCAUCCCAGUGGGAGAAGAGGGGACGCCGGGAACCCAAGUCACCUCUGAUUGGCGGGGGGAGGGGGUGGGGGGGGCGGAGACCCCGGAUGUGUUCAGCGAGCCCACGAAGCAAAGCGGUGGAAGAUUUAGCUUUUCCAUAAUGCCGCUACUCGAAACGAAUCCGUUUUACUCAGAGAUGCAGCAGAUGGGGGUUUUCAGAAGGACUUUUAAUGAGCCCCCUCCAAGGGCCACUUUGAUUGGUGAUGCUAUUCUUUGGAGCCAUUUACUGCAGCCUCUCUCCUGUACAAGAAAGAACUCGGCCCAUGACAGUUUUAGGAAUUUAUUGUUCCGUCCAACAUGCACUGACACUACUCAUUCAGUUAACUUAUUUAUUUAUGUUCAACUGUGAACAAUAGACGCUCUCCACGAGCGGUUUCUUUUUAAAAUUCCUACAGAGUCACAGAGUUAACACACCCAACUGGGCUCCCAGAGAGAAUCACACCAUGCCUAGAUGUAGUGACGAGCAAUGAGACGAUGCCUCUCUUUUCUUAAGGCUUGGAAUGAGCUGCAGCUCAUCGUAAUAGAUCACAGGAAGUGCGUGAACUAAGAUAAUAGUCUUAUACUGUAUAAAUGGCAGGAGGUGUGAUGGUGAUGUAGGCUUACGACUUGUUUAAAAUGUGUUGUUUAAUAUUACUGCAGUUGGCCACUUCUGCGGUAUUUUCCAAACCACCUGAGCAUACUGUGGAAUGCCAAACGGGUUUUGUGUCUAGAGGAGGUUUUAAAGGAAGAAUCUACCCCCGAAAAUCUUUAGGAAUGUAUCAUUUUAGCAUUUUUGUCUUUUAUGUAACAGUCAACACACGCUCGCCUCUGGUCUGGAGGUUUACACGGGCUGCAGGCGAUAAUCGAUUGGAAUUGAUUGUGCACACAAAACGUAAAAAACAGCAAGCACUCCCUCAGCUCUGCGGGAAUUUUCUUGACACGAGUCCAACCUUGGCGCCGUUUUUAAAGAAUGACGGAUUGUUCGUUUUACGAAACCAGAGCACAAAAACAAAGCAAUGGUGAACUGCCUGGUCGCAGCAGUGUAAUUGUUUGUUUUUUGGGUCUCAUUUAGCUUGGCUUCAUUCGUUUCCCAGUUCCGUGAAGUCGUGGCUUCACGUCGACUGCUGUACAGUCAUUGCUUACAGUACUUAUUACUCUACUCUGUGUCAGGCCUUCUUACUUCCCGUGUCUCUGAAGACGGGAAUCAUGAAUUCUCACCGACAGCGUCAGCGACUUAGGGGAGGGUGGUGUACAAUAUUUGUUCGUGGCUUUUAAAGGGGUUUAGUUUUUUUUGACACAUUUUCACACACAAAUAAGUGCCACCGUUGCUCUCUUUUGAUCUAGUAUGCUGCAUGUCUUAAUAGCCUGCAACCAUUCAAAACUUAACAUUUUGCCUUUGUCAGUCACAGUUCCGUUUCGCAGGGGACCUGACCAAGAAAAUGAAUGUUUUUGACUGUGAACAUGAAAGAAAACAUCCAUAUCAGUCUCAUUUUAUGUGAAAUUACUUGUUUUCUCGUGAAGCUGUUGAAUGAAAUUUGCCUUUUUGAUGUGUUAUACUUAAACCUUUGUUAAAUAUAGAGGCUACUACAAUUAAAUAAAAGACAAUACAACAUGUGA
Pungitius pungitius (ninespine stickleback) is the source of this 3761-nucleotide messenger RNA. Its product is annotated as nuclear receptor-binding protein 2-like. Gene Ontology annotation, cellular component: endomembrane system; cytoplasm. Lineage: Eukaryota; Metazoa; Chordata; Actinopteri; Perciformes; Gasterosteidae. Gene Ontology annotation, molecular function: ATP binding; protein serine/threonine kinase activity. The coding region runs from base 442 to 1959 and encodes 505 amino acids. The record is from RefSeq and is a predicted model, not a curated record. The transcript has 19 exons. Gene Ontology annotation, biological process: protein phosphorylation; intracellular signal transduction.